CAGGAUUUUUCCUCCUCCACACACACUAAAAGGGGGGAACUCAAAUUCAUUCAAACCUGAGCUCAAGAAAAAGCUUUUCUCUCGUAGUAGUUUUAGUGAAAGAAUGACCCUGUGAAUGAUCUUAAGUUGGUGCGGGUUCUUACGAUGAACGCAAACUUUGCUGUCGGCGGUAUUUCUCAAGUCGAGUGCCACAACGACACUGAACCUUUAUUGAACCCUUUCGUACACCAUUUGGAAUUGAACACAACUUAUGAGAAAAUUAAAACUAUAAUACUAACAUUAAUUCUGGUACCGGUAAGAGUGGGCCUGAUAUGUUUUUUCGUCGUGACAGCAUGGAUGUUGGCCACAAUCGGUUUGUACGGCGUAACCGAACAAGAACUACAAGACAAACCAUUAGACGGAUGGAGAAAAUCACUAAAGCCCCUCAUUGCCAAACUAAUUUUCUGCAUUUACACGUUGGGCGGCGUAAGGUUAAAGAUAAUUGGGCGACCGUCGAGUCGCGCUGAGGCGCCCUUGGUCGCCCUGGCGCCCCAUUCUUCGUUCAUGGAUAGUGUGGCGAUGGUGUACUUGGGCGGGCCAUCGAUUGUCGCCAAGGGCGAGACCGCUUCUCUACCUUUCUUUGGGAAACUGAUCAACUACACUCAGCCGAUUUACGUGUGGCGAGACGAUCCGGAAUCCAGACAAAAGUCAGUCAAGGAAAUAAUCAAGCGGACAACUUCGAAGCUGGAUUGGCCUCAGAUUUUGAUUUUUCCAGAAGGAACUUGCACGAACAGGAGUUGUUUGAUCAGCUUCAAAAACGGCGCUUUCUAUCCUGGAGUUCCUAUCCAGCCGGUUUGUAUUCGGUACCCGAACAAGCUGGACACUGUAACUUGGACUUGGGAAGGACCCAGUGCAAUAAAAUUGCUUUGGUUAACUCUGACCCAAACGUCGAGCAACUGCGAAGUCGAAUUCCUUCCAGUUUACUAUCCAAACGAAGAAGAGAAACGAGAUCCGAAGUUGUUUGCCAACAACGUUAGAGCUGUUAUGGCCAAGGCUCUCGGAAUACCAGUGGUGGAUUAUUCGUACAGCGACUGCAAAAUGAUGACCAAAGCCAAAGAAAUGAAUUUGCCGUUCGCCACCAAGCUGGUCGAGGUCAGGAAAUUGAGAAGGAAAUUGGAGUUAAAAGGUACAGAAAGAGAAGAAGCCCUGCUUAAAUCAAACAGUUUCACUUGCAGAGACUGUAGCAAAGUAACAUUUAUCGAAUUUGUCGAAAUAAUGAGGCUACAAACGAACGAGCAAGCCGCUUUACAACUUUUCAGAAUCUACGACAGAAACAAUACAGGAUUGAUCGAUCUUCGAGACUAUUUGCUCGGUGUUUUGGCCACCGAAGACGACAAAACCACCGAGGAAAUUUUGCUUUUGGCUUUUAUGAUUUACGACGCCAAACGAAAUGGGAAAUUGACUGCUGACAAUUUUUGCAGGGCCAUUUGCCAGACUUUGGGAAUGGGGCAAGAGCAGGCGUUACAAAUGUUCGAUCAAGUUGAUAGGAAACAGUUGGGAUUUGUUAGAAUUGACGACUUUUUGUUGUGGGCUUCGAAAAACGUCCCGCAGCUGAUUUAUCACGGUACUGGGGAAAAACCCAACUGGAAAAAUUUGGAAAUUUACAAGAACCACGACAAGAAAAUUGACUGAUCCGCGUGCAUUGUCCAUAUGUAAAUUUGGACCUUAAACCACUUCCACAAAUGAUUUUUGUGAACCAAUUUUAAAUUUUUUUUGUACUUAAACUUGUGGACAUAAUUUAUAUUAUAUACCUACCUAUACACGAUUCUUCCUAUAUAGUUGCAAUCUAGAAACAAAAUGUUGCAACUAAUAAUUAUUCUCAAACUGUAUAUAUUAUAUAGGCACCAUUAUUGAUGUUCUAAUAAAACUAUUCAUAUCAAAAUAAUAAUGUACUUAUGAAGUACAAAAUAGAAGCUCUAAAAUCAUUAUAAACAUGCAAGCAAAACCGUGCCAAAUUGCUAGUUCAAUUAGGUCUAUUUAUCAAAAUUAUUAUAUUGGAUUAUAAGUAUAAAUAAGAUUGUAUAAAUUAUAAAAAAAGCUUUAUUAUUUAUUUUUGUUAAGUAUAGUUACUGUCUGUUAUUUAUUGUAAAAUAGGCUUUAGGCUGCACCCAUUUUCAUUAAGUUAUUUGAGUAAUAUAGUUUUAUAUAGAGUA
This is a messenger RNA of Ceutorhynchus assimilis (cabbage seed weevil), 2192 nucleotides long. NCBI's taxonomy places the organism in Eukaryota, Metazoa, Arthropoda, Insecta, Coleoptera, Curculionidae. The record is from the annotation of a GenBank genome assembly.